Homarus americanus (American lobster) is the source of this 1015-nucleotide messenger RNA. RefSeq lists its product as uncharacterized. NCBI's taxonomy places the organism in Eukaryota, Metazoa, Arthropoda, Malacostraca, Decapoda, Nephropidae. The record is from RefSeq and is a predicted model, not a curated record. The transcript is spliced from 3 exons. The coding region runs from base 17 to 817 and encodes 266 amino acids.
GGCUCACAGCGCAACCAUGCAUCGCAACGCUACCACCGUCCUCCUGCCGCUCCUGCUAAUGGCUCUUCUCUUCCCAGAGUCAUGGGCGCACACCUACUACUACGACUUCUCGAAUAACCUGGAAAUUUGGAAUUCCAGUCGCGGGUCGUGGCGCUGGUCUUCAAGGAGCGCCCUCGACACCACUCUACCAGCUGGCUCGACGACUGAUGGAUUUGCUAUUCUAGAUGUUAAUGCAAACAGCGACGAAAUGUAUUCUCCCUGGUUCUCUGUACCCAAUGGAGGGACGUUCACCAUGAAAUUCUACAUACGUUCAGAGUGGACCGGAUCCAACGACUUGAAAGUCGACCUGUAUAAGGAGGGCGACCCUGAUUCGUCAGUGUUCCUCAAACUUCAGUCAUACUCCAAGCCAGACUCUUACGAAUGGUUCGUUGUGGCCAAGGACAUCGAAUCCCAGACCGAAAGAAUAAGAAUGGAGAUCUUCUGUUAUAACGGGAAGAAGGCUGGCAAUGGAGAACCUAUGUAUGGCUGCGCUAUUGAUACCGUCACUUUCGUGCCAUAUGGUGAUCCGACUGAAGCCCCGACUGUUGCCCCAACUGUAGCUCCGACUGUAGCUCCGACUGAAGCCCCGACUGUUGCCCCAACUGUAGCUCCGACUGUAGCUCCGACUGAAGCCCCGACUGAAGCCCCGACUGUUGCCCCAACUGUAGCUCCGACUGACGAAGUUCCGACUGAAGCCCCGACUGAAGCCCCGACUGUUGCCCCAACUGUAGCUCCGACUGAAGCCCGACUGAAGCCCCGACUGUUGCCCCAACUGUAGCUCCGACUGAAACUCCGACUGAAGCCCCAACUGAAGCCCCGACUGUAGCUCCGACUGAAGCUCCGACUGUUGCCCCAACUGUAGCUCCGACUGAAGCCCCGACUGAAACUCCGACUGAAGCUCCGACUGAAGCCCCGACUGUUGCCCCGACUGUUGCCCCGACUGAAGCUCCGACUGAAGCCCCGACUGUAGCUCCGA